AUGGCUGAUUCAUCUGAAGUGUAUAAGAAGACUUGUCCCAAUGAGAAGUUAUCCAUCUACCUGGGAAAGCGAGACUUUGUGGAUCACGUGGAAUCUGUGGAACCUGUCGAUGGAGUUGUUUUGCUAGACCCAGAAACUGUGAAUGACAGGAAAGUCUAUGUGACCCUCACAUGUGCAUUUCGGUAUGGUCGAGAUGACCUGGAUGUCAUUGGGUUGACCUUCAGGAAGGAUCUCUAUGUCCUCACAACUCAACUUUACCCACCUGCGCCAGACCAGGCUCCAAAGACCCUCACACCCUUACAGGACAAGUUGGUGAAGAAGUUAGGAGAACAUGCUUACCCGUUCACCUUUGAGAUGGCAGUCAAUCUGCCCUGUUCAAUCACGCUGCAGCCAGGAGCAGAUGAUGCUGGAAAGCCCUGUGGUGUGGAUUUUGAGGUGAAGGCGUUUUGCGCUCAAGACCCAGAAGAGAAAAUUCCUAAGAAGAACUCCGUGCGGCUGGUGAUCCGGAAGGUGCAGUUCGCCCCGGCCCUCACAGCCACCUCACCCAAAACUCAAGUCACAAAGCAGUUCAUGAUGUCAGACAAGCCACUGCACCUCGAGGCGUCCAUGGACAAGGAGAUUUAUUACCACGGGGACCCAAUUGGAGUGAAUGUGGACAUAAACAAUACUACCAGCAAGAUUGUGAAGAAGAUUAAAGUAUCAGUUGACCAGCUGACCGAUGUGGUCCUGUAUUCCCUGGAUAGCUAUACGAAGACAGUCUGCUCGGAGGAAUUUGUGGAGAACGUGGCUGCAAACUCCACUUUCUCCAAAACGUUCUCAGUAACUCCCUUGUUGAGCAAGAAUCGCGAGAAGCGUGGUUUGGCUCUGGAUGGCAAACUGAAGCACGAGGACACCAACCUGGCUUCCAGCACCAUUCUGAGGCCUGGGAUGGACAAAGAGGUUCUAGGCAUCCUGGUUUCCUACAAAGUGAAAGUCACCUUGGUGGUAUCCAGAGGAGGCAUCCUGGGAGAUCUCACAUCAAGUGACGUCUCUGUCGAGAUGCCGGUUAUUCUGAUGCACCCUAAGCCCCCCGAAAGUAAGUCUAAUAGCGAUGACGUUAUGGUUGAGGAAUUCGCCCGCCAUAAACUCGGAGGAGAAGGGGACAGUGAGGAGGAGGAGGAAGGAGGAAAAAGCUAA
This is a messenger RNA of Ahaetulla prasina, 1176 nucleotides long. It is a transcript of the gene ARR3, whose product is annotated as arrestin 3. The record is from RefSeq and is a predicted model, not a curated record. Gene Ontology annotation, biological process: G protein-coupled receptor internalization; visual perception; signal transduction. Gene Ontology annotation, molecular function: G protein-coupled receptor binding. Bases 1 to 1176 code for a protein of 391 amino acids. The transcript is spliced from 16 exons. NCBI's taxonomy places the organism in Eukaryota, Metazoa, Chordata, Lepidosauria, Squamata, Colubridae.